Molecule: messenger RNA, 989 nt
Organism: Scophthalmus maximus (turbot)
Lineage: Eukaryota; Metazoa; Chordata; Actinopteri; Pleuronectiformes; Scophthalmidae
Gene: samd10a
Product: sterile alpha motif domain containing 10a
Exons: 5
Coding region: 179-706 (175 amino acids)
Biological process (GO): cell surface receptor protein tyrosine kinase signaling pathway
Cellular component (GO): cytoplasmic side of plasma membrane
Molecular function (GO): protein binding
Source: RefSeq, a predicted model, not a curated record
CGGAAGAGGAGCGGAGGAGUGUGUAGAGGAGGAAGAGGAGAGGAGGAGGAGGAAGAGGAGGAGGAGGAGUGUGUAGAGGAGGAAGAGGAGAGGAAGAGGAGCGGAGGAGCCGCCGCAGCUCAGAGUCGGUCACCGGAGGCGAUGGGAGCCUCGCACUGAUCCUCUCCGGCGUGACGUCAUGGCCGUGGACGCGGCGUCCAGCUUCAGUUUCUGCAGGCCGGCCGUGGAGUACCGGGCCCUGUCCGAGGACUUCAGGCUCCAGCUGAGUCCACGGACAGGCGGGAACCUCACCUGGCACGAGGGGCGUGGUCAGAAGACGGCCGGAGGCAGGAGGGUGAAGCUGCUGCAGCAGCCAGGAACUGAGGCCUCACAGUACCGGUCCAGUGACAGUUAUGGGUUCUACCACACCAGUCCGUCUCAGCCGAGUCUGAUCCGUCCGGUCGUCCUCUGGUCUCAACAAGAUGUUUGCAAGUGGCUGAAGAAGAACUGUCCUCACAACUACCUGAGCUACGUGGAGGCGUUCUCCCAGCACUCCAUCACAGGCCGGGCGCUGCUGCGUCUGAACGGGGAGAAGCUGCAGCGCAUGGGUCUGGUGCAGGAGACGCUGCGACAGCAGCUGCUGCAACAGGUGCUGCAGCUGCAGGUGCAGGAGGAGGGACGCAACCUGCAGCUGCUCCGCAGAGAUUCCUUUGGAAAAAUUUCGUAGCCGGAUGCUGAUCGCUGUGGAAUCAUUGGAAAUAUGAUUUUUUUUUAUACUCAAAUGUGAAUCACGUGGAAUCUACCCUGCGUCCAGUGGAGUGACAUCAUGAAUGAUGAUAUUAAGGCUGAAGUUGGAGUCUGUUCCUUCACAUGAUGAUCUGACGUCAUCUGUUUAUUGAUCUGUGAUUGAUGACAGCACUGAUCCCGUCUCACUCUCUGCCUGUCUGUCUCUCUCCUGGGAACUUUUUUAAUGUGAGAAAAAAAGGACAAAUAAAUGUAACAAACAUCAA